This is a messenger RNA of Asterias rubens (European starfish), 797 nucleotides long. RefSeq lists its product as uncharacterized. NCBI's taxonomy places the organism in Eukaryota, Metazoa, Echinodermata, Asteroidea, Forcipulatida, Asteriidae. The record is from RefSeq and is a predicted model, not a curated record. The transcript is spliced from 6 exons. The coding region runs from base 125 to 763 and encodes 212 amino acids.
GCCAUACAGUCACACUUCGUUGGACGCACCGAGUUGGAAAGCAAGAGCCAGAAGUGACACCCAUCACACGACAACUUACGAAGAGCUUCAGAAGACAGCAGCCAGUAGCAUUCAAGAAAGAAACAUGGCAUUGACAUGGGUACUCGUGGUUGCCUGUAUGGCUUUUGGUGUGAAUGGAUAUGGAAUCCAAGUUGACCAGCCUGUCUGUGAUGGCCAGCAGCUGGCUUGUACCUACUGCUUGGACACAGUCACAUUUCUCAAAAGUACCGUCGACGACAUCGAUACUGGGAAUGCGAUUAUGCAGUUCAUGUUGGUGAUUUGCGACUUCAUGAAUUCGUCGACCCCAGCACACAAAGCAUGCACUGAGCAUUGUGAGAGUUUUCCGAUGAGGAUGAGGAUACUGGCUGACCUCCUGAUGGCUCGCCCCGAAGAGCUUUGUGGCUUCGUCUGUGUCUCUCGUGGUCGACCACUCAGCGAGAAGUGCAUAAAGAAGCCUGUGACCAGCGAAGUCGCCCUGAACACUAGUGACAGCAUGGCUUGUGAAGUAUGCAAGAGCGUACCACUGCUGGCACAACAGGUCUUGACUAGCAAGGGGUUCUUGGAUGCAGUGGUGAAGUUUUUGCUGAUAAAUUGUGACCUACUACCCACUGGACCUGCGCAAGUCAAUUGCAUCGAGCACACCAAAAAUAUCAGUUUGAAGAUCCAGCUCUUCGCUGCUAAAAUGAAUCCAGAUACUGGUUGCAAGUUCAUUUGUGACAUUUAGACGAACUAAAGGAACCCGUGAGGAACAGAUCUUG